GGCUGCGGGGAUGCGCGGGCGGCCCGCGAGCGCGUGCUGGGCCGCGUGCGGGCGGCCACGUGCCGGGUGGUCGACAUCGUCGCCGCCGGCGGGAACCGCGUCCCCACCGGCACCGCGGUGAGUCGCCCGGCUCCACCCGGCCCCGAGUUCCAUACACGACCGCACUUUCUUCAGAAGUUAUUUUCGUUAAGUAGCCCGAGCGCACAUGCACACGUGCAUAUUUCGGGACGUGGAAAACUGGGCUGGACGGCCCAGGGAUGAACAGUCGCCGUUUCAGUUUUAGUCGCGAGGACGAUGGGAGACGGAGCAGCGGAAGGCCCCGGGGUAGCAUGCAAGCAUCCUGCAUCCCUGUUGGCUGGGCCGCUGAUUGGAACGCUUCGCAGCGCACGUUGCCACAUUUAAUUAACCUGUUGCUCAUACACAGUCGCAUUCGUGCGCCUUUUAACUCCAAAGGGGUAUUUACCCAUUCCCCAGCCAAAAUUAUUCAUUAUUAUCAUCCAAGUAGCAUUUGAACGUGACGCGUGCUUUGAAACGCUGUGGCAUUAAGCACUGCAAUCAAUGCAAAUCCUAACCCUUAAGGGUCCUGUCAUUAGCAUACCGAUGGAAGGUGCUCCCAAGCUGUAUCGACUAAUUGGCCGUACUGCAAAGAUCCGACCAAUGCCCGCUGAGCUGCAUUGGCUUCCGGUUGCCGAACGAGAACGUUACAAGGUCGCGCUCAUUACACACGCAAAGUGCUCGCCACAAAAGUAAACGACGAUACCUUGGUGAUCCCGUCAGGGGGCAUGAACCAUCGUCACGCGAACUCUCACGGUCAUCCUCGCAGCAGCAGCAGCGGCAGCGGCGGCUUUUGGCAAACCGUCGGAACAAAUAGACGGCCGCCGCAUCGCGCGCAUUCAGGCGCGCUUCUGCGGCCGUCUGGAACGCUCUUCUUUCCGAUAUUCGGAAGCCACUGGAGCCGUGCACUCUCGAAUAAUCUAGAUCGACAAACUCAUUUCUUUAGAACUGCUUGUUGUUCUCUUCAGUUUGUCCUUCCCCCGCACCUCCGACUGGCACGCUUGGCCACGUACUUCCACAGCUGCUGCCCGACGGCACGGCUACGUUGUGCCCCGCCGCGGCGGCGCGCCCCCCCGGCUCCCCUCCGUGGGGACCCACGCUCCAGCGGGAGGAGGAGUGGCCCGCGCCGGCAUCAUCGGUGGCUGCUGCCGCUUGGACGACCGGGUCGGGCCCCGGCACGUGGGCCGGCGUGCCCGGGCAGGCUGCGACAGACGGGGCCCGGAGGGAUGAGGACGCUCGCGACGAAGCUCUUCCCUGGCUGUGCGGCGCCGUGGACGCGGUCAAGACGCACGUGGAGGGCCUGCGCGAGGGCCGCCUGCAAGCGAGGCGUCUGGAGCGCGCUCGGCUGCUGCUGCUGCUGCUGGGCCCGGCGCGGGGCGGCGUCCGCGACUUCACGGAGGCGGCGUGCGUGAGCGGCGAGCACCGCGAACGGCUGCUGCGGCUGUGGGCGGAGGCGCAGGUCCGCGUCGACGCGAUCGCCGGGGCCGUCGAGCAGGCGGUUCCCCCGGAGCAGUCCCAGCUCGGCCACGAGAUGGAGCUGACUCUCAUCGCCGCGUGCCAGACUCUGGAUCAGCUCAAGAAACAGCUGCAGGUGGCGGCCGUGGCGGGUGCCAUGCGUCUGCUGUCGUCGCGGCCGGGGGAGCGUGCCCUGGCCCGCCUCCCCGAGGAGGCCGCCACGGGCCACGUGGGCGGUGUGAGCGAGCUGGCCGCCAGCCUCUGCGAGCGGCAGGAGGCUCUCUCCGAGGUUUGCCGGCUGCUGCGACACGUGGCGGAGACGGAGCCUCUGGGCAUCAGGUGCUCUCACCUCGACGACUGCAUCCAGUCCACCGUGCAACAGAUUCUCUCCGCGAGCCAGGUGCUGGUGCAGAACCCCGAGAGCCGAGCGGCGCUCGAGCUCCUCGAGGUUUGCCGCCAGGCGUGGGCCGAGUGCCUGGCGGCGCUCACCGUGCUCGUGCGCGACACCGUCGACGCCUCCCACGAGAAAGGCUCGAGCCAAUCGCUCCACAGGCACGGGGACGAGGCAGAGGUGGCUCGCCUGGCCGGCGGCGUGCGGGAGCGCACGAGCGAGCUGGAGGCCGAGGUGGAGCGCUGGCCCGGCGGCGGGGGUGGCGAGGAGGAGGAGGAGGACGCGGCCGUGCUCCUCUGUGUGCAGAACGUGUGCAACGCUGCUUAUGCCGCGUGCCUCCUCGCCAAAGGAGGCGGAGGAGGAGGAGGCCUGCACAAAUGCACGCCUGACCUUCUCAAGAAGGCCGCGGUACUUGCAGAUGAGUGCGUGAAGUUGUCAUCCUUGUUGGAAAACAUUGUGAGUAAGCUGGCGCGCGGCAAGGGGCGAGCGCGGCUGGGGGCCGGCGUGGAGCAGGCGAGGCUUUGCGUGGAGCAGGCGAGGCUGUGCUUGACGGCCGUGCGAGACGCAAGCGCUGUCCCUGUUCAGGAGGCAACUGCGAAGGUCGCGGACGUGAUGCAGGCGGCGGAGGACUUGCUGGCAACGCUCCUGCCCACCGUGCAGAUAGCUCGGACGUUGAAGGAGAAGAUGGGAGCGUAGCAGCGUUCAGAUUCACCUGGCCCCAUGGAGACAGCGGAGGCAACCUCCCAUGGGGCCCAAGCGACCCCAGCAAACACACGAGCGCAAGUGUUCAUCAUCCAGACCUCUGGCUCCAAGCACCAUCAUCACCACCGUAUGAUUGCAAUGCCACUGUCAGCGUGCCGAAUGUGUGCGGCCGCCGUACGUGCUUUUCCUACACUGGACCAUUAAAACAAGGCUUUAAUGGUCCAGUGCAGAUUUCCACAAUCCCACAUGUGACUCAUCCCCCCCCACCCCCCGUGUUUACCAUCAUACUGGGUUCCUCCCCCCCCUCCUCUACCACAUGGAUCUUGUUUUAUCCGUCGUCUCCGUGGUGUUCCGAUCCUUUUCUGUUGAUGUGCUUCACUCUCCAGCUUAUUGAGAUGCAAUUUGCAUGAAUUAUGCCAUAUGAGAUUAAUAAAGGCGCGGGGGUGCUACAGUGCCUAUGAAAAAUGAUCGGCAGUCCAUGUAUUAUCCACAAAUGAAACCGACACAAAUCAAUUGGGAAAAAAGUUAUUGUAAUUACAUUUAGAUCUCUGCUGUACAGUACUCAUAAAAAUACCCGAAUGCAGAUUUGAGCUAAUGCAAAAGGUCACAGCUAUUAAUAUAUAUUUAAUCGCAUUGGUUUUAUUUAUUCAUCAACAUUUAAGCAGCUGCUUCCAACAUAUUAAAGCCACAAAAAACACCUAUUACACUUACAACAAACCCACAAGUAAACGUAUAUGCCUCUGAUAUAAUCUCUGGAAUAUAUGUUGAGCUUUCCCAAGAUCACGAUACUUAUCUGUUUACAAACAAUUGCACUUUCUUCCCCUAACCCCGCACUACCCAAAAAAAAUAAGCUUUGGCAUUGAUUGGCGAGCUGUAAUUAAAAUUCCACAGGGCCUGCCAAUCUUACUGCAUCCCAUUUGCGCAAUUUAUUCAAUGUAAUUGAUCACGAAGCCCGCCACUCAGACCGACUUAGAAUUUCUAACACUUAAUAAAGCACCACACACUUAACACUGGCUUUAGUUUAAAAAAAAAACAUUUUUU
Messenger RNA from Petromyzon marinus (sea lamprey), 3643 nucleotides. Lineage: Eukaryota; Metazoa; Chordata; Hyperoartia; Petromyzontiformes; Petromyzontidae. The record is from RefSeq and is a predicted model, not a curated record.